UGUCAGCGCUUCUGAUAAUUGGGAACGUCGUUUUGGAUUGGCUUUAAUAUGCUGACAUCGAGGACCCAAUCAUUGAUAUCAAGGACAAACUUUCUUAUAUCAUUAACGCACCUGCUUCGUCUGGAGCAACGAGUACCAGUGGUCCAUUACCCCAAAACGCAUCAUACUGCACGGACGACUCGGUAAAAGAUGAACUGACUAAAAAGUUCAUGUACUUUACUAUUGCUGGCUCCGUUCUCUCCGCCUUUCAACUAGCCAAGAUAAUUUAUCAGAUAGUUUUAAAUCACAAGCGUGACCCAGCAGCGACAAUACCAGACAAAAUUGAUGGCAAAGUCGAGGUCUUCUUCACAACAUUGUUUGUGGAGAUUCCACAAAACUACCUACUCCUGAAGUACGAUAACAUCAUAUGUUUUAACUGUGAGAUAGAGUGGAAUGGAAAGAAAAUUAAGCGCUUUUUAAACGGCCUUAGCUCUGAAUUAGCCAGUGUUUGGCGCUAUAUCACCAGUAGCAAAUGUUGCGAUGGAAGUGGCGGAGUUGUCAAACGUAAAGUACAACGCAGCAAACGAAGUGAUUGCUGUUGCUGUAGUUGCUGUUCUGGUUGCUGUAGACUAUGUGGAGCACUUUGCACAAGAAUGUUUUGGUCCUGCGUGGAAGUUUGUUUUCCAUGUGUCAUUCUCUGCCAUGGGUACGAGGGAUGUCACUAUUUGACAUGCAGCUACUUAACGUAUAACAGCGGCUUCUUCUGGUGGAAUUGCUGUCCAUGUGCCUGCAGCUACUCCUGUUGUGAGGGCCUAAAGU
Molecule: messenger RNA, 798 nt
Organism: Saccostrea cuccullata (small rock oyster)
Lineage: Eukaryota; Metazoa; Mollusca; Bivalvia; Ostreida; Ostreidae
Exons: 2
Source: RefSeq, a predicted model, not a curated record